AUGGUACUGUUGGCAAAGAUCACUAGAUCACAGACUGUUGAAUUGUACAAGUGGUUCCCCCCCAUGUGCUCUUAUAGGCCAGGGGUUUAUCCCAGGGAAUAUUCUAACUACCUAAUGGUAGAUGCUUUAGGAAACUUGGCUGCCAAGGUGUUUAUCAACUUCACCACCAAGGCAAGCCCUACCAACCACAUUAGGACUGAAAUGUAA
Molecule: messenger RNA, 207 nt
Organism: Miscanthus lutarioriparius
Lineage: Eukaryota; Viridiplantae; Streptophyta; Magnoliopsida; Poales; Poaceae
Source: the annotation of a GenBank genome assembly